AUGCCUGAUCUUCGUCGCCAAAUCUUUGAGAGCGGCAAGACUGUCUCGCGCAAAGCAGCCUCCCGUGAAGCGUCCCGCAACGGCUCCCGUGCCAGCUCCAAGCAGACCUCUCGCCAAGGUUCUCGAAAUGCCAGCAGACAACCCUCGGAUGAAGAAGACUCUGGAUUUACAUCUGAUGACACUGCUAUGAGCAUCGGCUCUCUCGACGAUGAGAACCCCGAAACAGAAAACCCCGACUGGGAGCAAGAGCUUGGUGAUCGCAUUCAAGAAAUUCUCGACCGAAAGCGCAGCAGUGUUCAAGGCCGCGAGGAGGCUUUACAGGCUUUCAACCGUUUGACCAAGUACCACUACACCGUGGAAGAGAUUCACGGCGCUGUUCCUGAUCUUCUGGCUGCAUUCGCUCGCAGCGUCCGCACUGAAGCCAGUACCCGCGAAGCGACUCUUGCACUGCGUGCGAUUGAAUUGCUCGCAAUCUCAGCCUUUGACAACACCAUUUUUGAAAAUGCUGAGCCUUUGCUCACUCGCACCAUCCGCGACGCUACGUCUCCCGUUAUCAAGACAGCUGCUAUUCACUGUCUGGGCGCGUGCACCGUUUUCGGAGGUGCAGGUGAAGGUGGCAUUCUCGAACAAAUGACCUUCCUCCUCGAUAUCAUUGCCUCUGAUGGACAAUCUGUUGAAGCUACCGAUGAUCCUACUGUUGUGACUGCUGCAAUUCAGCAGUGGGGAUUCCUUGCAACGGAGAUUGAUGACUAUGAGAACGAGAGCGAAGAAGCCGUCCAGAUUUUCAUGGACCAGCUAGACAGCGCCAGUUCCGAGGUCCAGAUCUCAGCCGGAGAGAACAUCGCCCUUCUCUAUGAGAAGAGCUACACCCCUCAAGAGGAUGACGAUGACGAGGAAAGCGAUAACCCGGAAGAAAGCGAUGACCAGGAGGAUAACACCCCCGGUCCGAAGCUGGUGAAGCGCUACAACGCCUACCACAACACUCCCGAGCUGGAAGACCAACUCCAAAACCUGGCCACAAUCCACCACAAGCGCAUCAGCAAGCGCGACAAGAAAUCCCUGCAUAGCAACUUCGCCUCGAUUCUCACCACGGUUGAGAAUCCACGCCGCGGACCCCGCUACAACACAGCCAUCGACCAAGACACCAACCGUCACUACGGCAGCACUCUCACUGUCAAAAUCGGCCGCCAUGGCAUCAUGAGCAUCGACCGCUGGUGGAAAUGGGUCCGAUUGACUGCUCUGCGCCGCGUUCUCCAGGGUGGCUUUGCGGAGCACUACUUCCAGGGUAACCGAGCUGUUCUCAACAGUCUCCCUGUUAUGAUGCGUAUGCCAGAGCAGGGAUCUGGGUCUAAUGAUCGUCAGGGCGCGCGGAAGGCGGCUAAGAUGCGUAACUCGCGCCGCUGGACUGCUCAGCAUUCGGAUGACGAUGAUGAAUAA
Molecule: messenger RNA, 1437 nt
Organism: Penicillium antarcticum
Lineage: Eukaryota; Fungi; Ascomycota; Eurotiomycetes; Eurotiales; Aspergillaceae
Product: IFRD domain-containing protein
Exons: 2
Coding region: 1-1437 (478 amino acids)
Source: RefSeq, a predicted model, not a curated record